This is a messenger RNA of Rhinocladiella mackenziei CBS 650.93, 2322 nucleotides long. Its product is annotated as 3-isopropylmalate dehydratase, large subunit. Gene Ontology annotation, cellular component: 3-isopropylmalate dehydratase complex. The transcript is spliced from 2 exons. Bases 1 to 2322 code for a protein of 773 amino acids. The record is from RefSeq and is a predicted model, not a curated record. Lineage: Eukaryota; Fungi; Ascomycota; Eurotiomycetes; Chaetothyriales; Herpotrichiellaceae. Gene Ontology annotation, biological process: L-leucine biosynthetic process. Gene Ontology annotation, molecular function: 3-isopropylmalate dehydratase activity; 4 iron, 4 sulfur cluster binding.
AUGCCUUCAGCAGAUUCCAAGCCCAGGACCUUAUACGACAAGGUCUUUCAAGACCACAUUGUCAAUGAACAACCAGACGGCACAGUUCUUCUCUAUAUCGACAGACAUCUUGUCCACGAAGUCACCUCUCCGCAAGCAUUCGAAGGUCUGAAGAAUGCGAAGCGAAAAGUUCGCCGACCCGACUGCACUCUCGCCACGACCGAUCACAACGUGCCCACCACCCCACGGAAAAACUUCAAGAACGUCGCAGAGUUUGUCAAGGAAGAGGACUCGCGACUGCAAUGUGUCACUCUCGAGGAAAAUGUCAGAGACUUCGGCCUGACCUAUUUCGGCCUGGGGGACAAAAAUCAGGGCAUCGUCCAUGUUAUUGGACCCGAGCAAGGUUUUACCCUGCCCGGCACCACCGUCGUGUGCGGUGACAGCCACACAUCCACUCACGGUGCAUUUGGUGCACUGGCGUUUGGUAUCGGCACCAGUGAGGUCGAGCACGUCCUGGCCACCCAGUGCUUAAUCACUAAGAAGAGCAAGAACAUGCGGAUACAAGUCGAGGGCAGAUUAGCUCCAGGUGUCAGCAGCAAAGACAUCAUUCUUCAUGUCAUUGGGGUCAUUGGCACCGCCGGGGGGACGGGUGCGGUCAUCGAAUUUUGCGGCUCAGCUAUUCGCGGUCUCAGCAUGGAGGCGCGCAUGUCCAUUUGCAAUAUGUCCAUUGAAGGCGGCGCCAGGGCAGGCAUGAUCGCUCCUGACCAGACUACAUUCGAAUAUUUGAAGGGACGACCACUGGCACCCAAGGUCGACAGCAAUGAAUGGAAGAAGGCCGUGAACUAUUGGUCAAGCUUAAAGUCAGAUGAGGGCGCCAAAUACGAUGUCGAGGUUUUCGUUGAUGCAAAGGACAUCUCACCCACCGUAUCGUGGGGUACUUCGCCUCAGGAUGUUGUUCCUAUCACUGGUGUCGUUCCCGGACCGGACAACUUUGAGGACGCCAACAGAAAAGCCAGCUGCAAACGUGCUCUUGAAUACAUGGGCCUGGCUCCCGGCACCAGGAUGGAAGACAUUGAGCUGGACAAGGUAUUUAUCGGAUCCUGCACCAAUUCUCGGAUCGAGGACCUCCGCGCCGCCGCUAGGAUCGUGGAAGGCAAGAAAAUCGCCCCGAACCUCAAGAGGGCGAUGGUCGUACCUGGUUCAGGCAAUGUCAAAGCCCAAGCCGAGCGCGAGGGACUCGAUAAAAUCUUUAUGGACGCCGGCUUCGAAUGGCGGGAGGCCGGAUGCUCAAUGUGCCUUGGCAUGAACCCGGACAUACUUUCACCGAGAGAACGCUGUGCAAGCACAUCGAACCGCAAUUUCGAAGGUCGACAGGGUGCGUUAGGCCGAACGCAUCUCAUGUCUCCCGUCAUGGCAGCGGCAGCGGCCAUCGUCGGAAAACUAGCUGACGUUCGCAAACUCGUGGAUGACGCCACUCCCACCAAAGCAUCGCCGAAGCUCGAUGUGGCGCCGGAGGUUGCUGAAGUCGACUCCGAAGAGGAACUCGACCGCAUCCUUGACAUUCCCAGCGAUACGGCUCCCGCGGUUAACCACGGCGGUGACUCUGCUGCCGGUGUAUCAGGUGGCCUUCCCCAGUUCACGGUGCUCAAGGGCAUCGCGGCGCCUUUGGAAAAAGCCAAUGUUGACACGGACGCCAUCAUCCCUAAACAGUUCCUCAAAACGAUCAAACGCACCGGCCUCGGUUCUGCGCUCUUCCAUCCCCUCCGCUACAACGAGGAUGGCAGUGAGAACCGAUCUUUCAUCCUAAACCAAGAACCCUACCGUCACUCGAAGAUCCUGGUCGUUACUGGACCGAACUUCGGCUGCGGUAGCUCGCGCGAGCACGCCCCAUGGGCAUUGCUAGACUUUGGCAUCAAAUGCGUCAUCGCACCGAGCUACGCAGACAUCUUCUUCAACAACACGUUCAAGAACGGCAUGCUGCCCCUGGUCAUGCCCGACCAGGUAGCUCUGGAGAAGAUUGCUGAUGAGGCCCGCGCCGGUCGGGAGAUUGAAGUCGAUCUGCCGGCGCAGGUAAUUCGAGACGCUGAGGGCAAGGAGCUCGCGCGCUUCGACGUCGAAGAAUUCCGCAAGCACUGCCUCGUCGAAGGCCUAGAUGAUAUUGGCCUGACCAUGCAGAUGGAGGGCAAGAUCGCCCGGUUUGAGGCCAAACGGACACUCGAUACCCCUUGGCUAGAUGGCAGUGGCUAUCUGAAGAAAUGGCGCAAGGGUCCCGUCAAGGUCGAAGCCGCGCCUGUCCCCAGGACAAAUCGCGGCGACGUCAAGACUGAUCCUGUCGAGUGGUAG